This is a messenger RNA of Elaeis guineensis (African oil palm), 2074 nucleotides long. Its product is annotated as G-box-binding factor 3. Gene Ontology annotation, molecular function: DNA-binding transcription factor activity; sequence-specific DNA binding. Lineage: Eukaryota; Viridiplantae; Streptophyta; Magnoliopsida; Arecales; Arecaceae. Gene Ontology annotation, biological process: regulation of DNA-templated transcription. Gene Ontology annotation, cellular component: nucleus. The record is from RefSeq and is a predicted model, not a curated record.
CGGCUCGGCUCCCGCUUCAUCCCCUGGCUUCUUGGCCUUCUUCCUUGCCCCCGCGCCCUCCCCCCUCCCUCUCCCUCCUGGCCUUUCUUUUCUUCAUCCCUUCCACUUUUGUUCGAAUUCAUGGCGGAAGAGCAGAAGCUAGGGUUUGGGUAAGUGUUUGGUUUUGUUCUCUUCGUGAAGUUCUCUUUGGGAUUGUUGCAAGUCGCUAGUUCUGUGGAUAGUUUUUCUUUUUGUCCUCGACGAACGGGCGGCGAUUUGGUAUAUUUUAGGGCUUGGUGAAGGAUUUCGUGGCGGGAAUCUGCAGGUGACUUAUAAUUCAACCUUCAUGGAGAAUGAUGAAGCUGGGACUCCUCCAAAGUUUGACAAAGAACUUUCGUCUAUGCAGGAGAAACCAGCCAUUCGUCUUUAUCCUGAUUGGAUGGCUAUGCAGGCAUAUUAUGGCCCUGCAGUGGCCAUGCCACAACCAUUUUUCAGCACUUCAGUCGCACCUGGUCAUGCACGUCAUCCAUAUUUGUGGGGGCCUCAGCCUUUUAUACCACCUUCUUUUGGGAUGCCAUAUGCUGCAAUCUAUCCACCUGCAGGGGUUUACUCUCAUCCUCUUAUGCCCCUUGGAUCUCAAAUGCAAUGUCAAGGAAUUACACCAUCGCCCACUAUUGGUGAAACAGUAGUGAUGGCGACUCCUUUAAGCACAGAGAUGCCUGCUAAGUUGCCAAGUAAUAAGGAUAAAGGCCUAAUGAAAAAGCUUAAAAGGUUUGAUGGGCUUGCAGUGUCAAUGGGCAACGGUGAUGCUGAAAAUAGAGGAGGUGAUAUGAAUGGUUUAUCACAAAGCGAAGAUGAUAGUGUGGAAGGUUCAAGUGAUGGAAGUGAUGGAAAUAAUGCAGGGGGGAAUAAAACCGGAAGAAAGCAAAGCUCUGAAGAUAUACGAGCCACAGGCAAUGGUAAGGUUGACACACAGGCCAAUGCUGCUCAUGGUGUGGAAACAAAUGCACCCUCAAAAAUGUCUCUAGGGGUUACUGUUGCACCUGCAAAUAUCUCAAGAAAGGUAGGCACUGUGCCUUCAUCUAGUCCACCACCAGGAAUGGAAUUCAGUGUUGCUAGUAUCAGAAAAGUUCAAGCUAGGGGGACACCUACAUUACCGGGUUGUAAUGGAGUACCUUCUGAACUCUGGAUGCAGGAUGAGAGGGAACUCAAACGUGAAAGGAGGAAGCAAUCCAAUAGGGAGUCUGCUAGAAGGUCAAGGUUGAGGAAACAGGCUGAGACCGAAGAACUUGCUAUGAAAGUUGACAUCCUGGGUGCUGAGAACAUGGCCUUGAGAUCUGAAAUCAGUCGGCUAUCGGAGAAGUCGGACAAACUCAGAUUAGAAAAUUCAACCCUAAUGGAGAAACUGAAGACUGCACAAUCGAGCCAAGCAGAAGAGAUGUCUACUGCUAAAAUGGAGACUGAGGGAGCCCCGUCUGUUGUUGCAGAGAACUUCUUGUCAGUAAUAGAUAACUCAACCUUGGUUCGUGCAAGCAUGAAGCAGCAGGGUGAGGCUUGUGAGACCUCUAGUGGCAAGCUCCACCAGCUUCUUGACUCCAAACCUAGGACAGAUGCUGUGGCUGCAAGCUAGUCCGCGAUUGAUCCCACUAAUCUAUAGUUCUGGUCCAAUUAUUAGCCCAAAGAUAUUCUGAUAUUAACAUUAUGGCAGGCAUCGGGUAAAUUCGGCAGUGAUAAGAAACUGAUCAGCUUGAGAGUAACCUCAAGACUCAGGUAACUUGGGGGCCUGAGGGCUUGCGGCUGGGGAAAGAAAUUAAACAUUUACUUUUAUCUGUAUAAAUUUGUCCUAAAUGUGUAUGAUCCAUGCAACUUGUGUGAGCCAUUCAUGGUAUUGGAAAAUUUUAGAACCGGAUGGUGCUGGGGAUCAUAAUUAAAGAAACAUCUGUAUAUUUUAGGAUAUUUUAAGAGAAGUGUGCUUUUCCUGUCACUGUUCUUUAAUGGUUCGCUGCGCUUGGUAUUACCAGGCAGCCCUCUGUUUAGUUUGUAAUGUUUAAAAUGCUGGAUUUUCCUGAAAACGUAGGUUGUCCUGUCUGGUUCA